CUCCUCUCAAUCUUAUUAGAAUUAUCCACCUUGACGUCUAAGGUGGAGGCUUAAUUUGUGUUUAUUGUUUCUAUCGUAUUUGGUCUUUGUUUGUUUCUUUCAUUUAUUUAUAAAGUCAACUAUGGCUCGAUACUUCAAGGAACAAGACAUCGAUGAAUUCAGGGAAUGCUUUUACCUCUUCGCUCGUUCGGGACAAAUCACCAGUCUUGAUGAACUUACCGUAAUCAUGCGAUCAUUGGGCUUAUCGCCAACAAUCCAGGAACUUACAAACUACCUGAAAAAGAAAGGUGGUAAAAUGAGUUUUGCCGAUUUCCUCGAGGUGAUGCAUCAACAUUCCAAGGUUGAAAAUUUGCCGGACGAAGUAAUAGCAGCGUUCAAGGCAUCGGAUCCGAGAAACAAAGGAACCAUUCCAGCACGUCAAUUGCGUCAUUUGUUGCAGAAUUGGGGAGAAGGUUUAUCAGUCAGAGAAGUUGAUAACAUCUUCCGGGAGGCUAAUGUUAGCAACAACGGAACUGUACGCUAUGCGGAUUUCGUGAAGAUUUCUUGUGCUCCAGUUCCAGAUUAUUACUAAAGAAAUAAUCAAAAAGUGUACUUACUGUUAGCGAGGAUAUUUUGAUAUCCUUGUAGUGAAACAUUCCACGAUCUUCCUUAAAUAGUUUAUUUUCUUUUUCAAGUAACUUAUUUUGAUUGUAAAACAAAACAGAUUUUUCAAUAAUAAAUGUAUUUUUUUUAACUUA
Messenger RNA from Hermetia illucens (black soldier fly), 737 nucleotides. Its product is annotated as calmodulin-like protein 4. Gene Ontology annotation, cellular component: myosin II complex; cytoplasm. NCBI's taxonomy places the organism in Eukaryota, Metazoa, Arthropoda, Insecta, Diptera, Stratiomyidae. The transcript is spliced from 4 exons. Gene Ontology annotation, molecular function: myosin heavy chain binding; calcium ion binding. The coding region runs from base 122 to 571 and encodes 149 amino acids. The record is from RefSeq and is a predicted model, not a curated record.